Gregarina niphandrodes is the source of this 2034-nucleotide messenger RNA. RefSeq names its product putative transmembrane protein. The coding region runs from base 1 to 2034 and encodes 677 amino acids. NCBI's taxonomy places the organism in Eukaryota, Apicomplexa, Conoidasida, Eugregarinorida, Gregarinidae. The transcript is spliced from 2 exons. The record is from RefSeq and is a predicted model, not a curated record.
AUGACCGGAGGGGACAUGGCCGACCUACUUAUCUUCCUAAUCGAAGCAGCCAACACCUCAUCUACUGAUGGUAAUCAUGAAAGCCCAUUCCCUGAACUCCCAUCUGUCGCCGAACAAUUCACCAAACUACAACUCAAAUUAAUGCAAACGGAUAUACUUGCUAUACUUGAAAAAGAUCUCAACGAAGUCUCUAAUAGACAUAUACGCGAAUCUAAACCACUUGGAGCAAAAGCUUUUGAAUAUGGAAUAGAAAAACAGACUUACCAAGCCCUCAAAUUAUGGAAUGCUACUAUAAGUGGUGUGGUGAACAACAAAUCGUUGUUAGGAUCAGUUGAAGAGGCAGAACGGGGUUUUAUGAUGAGUUUGAACGAGGCGAAAAACCGUCUGAGAAGUGCGAAUUGUGAUUCUGUACGUCGAUGGUGUGAUAUAUUCUUGGAUGAUCUAGUUUCGAAUUUUCGAUUGGCGGUGGAGGAGACGAUUGGUGGUCGUCCGGAAAAUGAAGUAUCAUUGAAGCGAAUUCUUAAGAAUCAUGAGUUGCCGAUUAUGCGGAAAUUCUACGAGCCAUUUAGGUUCGUAGGGGUAUCUCAUAUGCCGGAGGGUGCGCCGCCCCAUAAUCUGUCCGGAGCAGGAACAGUGUCUAUGGGUACAGGGUCUGUACUGGGUACAGGGUCUGUACUGGGGACAGGGUCUGUACUGGGGACAGGAUCGAUCCAGAUUCCCGAGUGUUGUCAGGUUACUGAAAAGAUGUUCCGUGAGAGGCUGGAACUAGCUGGCGGAGAGAUAGAACGAGAAAACGAGCGUGUGGUACACGCGUUGAUGGAGGAAUUGAAUGCGGAAGUGAACCGAAAAUUCCAUAGUUGCGUUUCCAUGAGUUCAUCUGAGCUGGUUUCUAUCGAAUUGAACGAGUUACGCACGCGUUUAUACGGUUGCAAAAACGCUGCUUUGUUCGUGUUCGAUUCGGAAAUGAAGGAGCUUGGAUUGUUGAACCUGAUGGUGGUAAGGAAGAGCACGGCCCAGAACCGGUUGGAGAACGAGGAGGAGGGCAUUGUGAACCAAUGGGCAAAUAAGUGUCGCGAAACGGCGCUGGGCUUUCUGACAACGGCGCAGAGCCGUUAUCGAAUCGAUAUAAGAAGGCAAGUUUCGCUGCCCGCUACGGAGGAGGAGUUGCAGGCAGCGAUAAAGAAGAUGGGCGACCAGUUGGUGGCUGAUUACAAUAAACAGGUCAUUUGCCAUGAUACAGAAUUUGGAUUGGAGUUCGAUCAGAAAUUAAAAGAGGUAAUGGACAGCGCUGAAGAGGAUGCAAUUCAGGCAAACAUCAAGACGGUUACGGACAUUUUUUCGCCGACAUUGCAGCAAUUACGGGAAGAUAUGCAUAGUCGAGUUGGGGAAUUCUUUUGGCUACCGUCCUUCGUUAAAGAGACUGAGGUGCAAGCUCAGAAACGUAUUAUCGCCGCAAUGGAGGGUGCGAAUGCACACGCAAAUGCACACAAUAAUGAAAGUAGAGGGAGCGAACGCCCCAUCGUAAGUCCCAACCUCGUAAGGCAAUCGGCCAAGCGUUUCUGUGAUGAUUCUCUCCAGGAAGCAAGACAGCGUAUCAACACUGCAGCUGUCACAAGACUGGUUAACCUUGGUGUCGCCGCUGGCCUAGCCUUCAGUGGUGCCCGGAACCAGAAUAACGGCCGUUCCAUGUACGGAUUGCUCUUCCUUGUCCUCGGCGGCAUUGUUGCACUCGGCAUUAUUGCUGAACUACAUGUCACCAUCGCCCAAUCCUACCUCAAGAACCUCUUACCACUAGACCACUGGGCUGCACUCACUGUCGGUGCCGGACUUGGCUCCGUUAUCGCAACCACCAUCUAUUGCUGUCUUCUAAACUAUACUAAUCCCUCAUCUAACCUCACGAACAAAACAAUCAACGAACCACCCGAAUUCGUAGAAGGAUACUACAUGCAAGACACCGCUCCACCCAACACCAGUCGUCGUACCGCCCCCGCCCAAGUCUACAGAAGCAGCCAUGGGUGCAACGGAAUACACUGA